AAAAACGAGAACUUCUUUUAAUCAUUCAAUCAAUACCAUCCUCUCUCUUCUGCGACGUGACGUUCUUCGAACUCCUCCGGUAACCCGUUCGUACAGAGAUCCGAGGAGUUUGGAAAAUUUUCAAUCUCUGAUUUUCCUGUUCACUCUGUUCCUCCUAAAUCUUCCGCCUCCUCGAUUUAUCGCCCUCGCAUUCAGAUAUGGCUGGUAUGGCAGCUGAAGGAACCCAAUUUGAUGCACGUCAAUUUGAUUCCAAGAUGAAUGAUUUGCUUGGGGGAGAUGGGCAAGACUUUUUCACCUCAUAUGAUGAAGUCUAUGAGAGUUUUGAUUCCAUGGGUUUGCAGGAGAAUCUCUUAAGAGGAAUAUAUGCUUAUGGUUUUGAGAAGCCUUCUGCAAUUCAGCAAAGAGGUAUUGUUCCAUUCUGUAAGGGACUUGAUGUUAUCCAACAGGCACAAUCUGGAACUGGAAAAACAGCCACUUUCUGCUCUGGAAUUUUGCAGCAGCUAGAUUAUGGCCUAGUUGAUUGCCAGGCAUUAGUUCUCGCACCCACCCGAGAACUGGCACAACAGAUCGAAAAGGUUAUGCGUGCAUUAGGUGAUUAUCUUGGUGUCAAGGUCCAUGCUUGUGUUGGUGGAACCAGUGUUCGCGAAGAUCAACGCAUUCUCUCAAGUGGUGUCCAUGUCGUUGUUGGCACCCCUGGUCGUGUGUUCGAUAUGCUGCGUAGGCAGUCACUUCGCCCCGAUCACAUUAAGAUGUUUGUGCUGGAUGAAGCUGAUGAAAUGCUUUCACGAGGGUUCAAGGAUCAGAUUUACGAUAUUUUCCAGCUUCUUCCUCCAAAGAUUCAGGUUGGGGUUUUCUCUGCUACAAUGCCCCCUGAAGCUCUCGAGAUAACAAGGAAAUUUAUGAAUAAACCCGUGAGAAUUUUGGUGAAACGUGAUGAGCUCACCCUUGAGGGUAUCAAGCAAUUCUAUGUCAACGUCGAUAAAGAAGAGUGGAAACUCGAGACUCUUUGCGACCUUUAUGAAACUCUUGCAAUUACCCAGAGUGUCAUUUUUGUGAAUACCAGGCGCAAAGUUGAUUGGCUGACCGAUAAGAUGCGCAGCCGUGACCACACUGUUUCUGCCACACAUGGAGACAUGGACCAAAACACUAGAGAUAUCAUCAUGCGGGAGUUUCGAUCUGGUUCAUCCCGUGUUCUCAUUACUACUGAUCUCUUGGCUAGGGGAAUCGAUGUCCAACAAGUUUCCCUCGUCAUAAAUUUUGAUCUUCCUACUCAGCCAGAGAAUUACCUCCAUCGAAUCGGUCGAAGUGGACGAUUCGGAAGGAAGGGUGUUGCCAUCAAUUUUGUGACCACAGAGGAUGAAAGAAUGCUGUUUGACAUCCAAAAGUUCUACAAUGUCAUGGUCGAGGAGCUGCCAGCAAACGUUGCCGAUCUCAUUUGAUGCAGUUCUAAUUCAGCCAGGUAGAAAUGGCUUUAGUUUUGUCUCUGUUUUAUUUCCUUCGUUUUUCUCUUGGUAGUUGAGUUGCCUUUUGGGUUGGGGGGAGUCGACCUUCGUACGGAUGAACUUGCCCCGGUAUGCUGCAUUCGGGUUUGGGCGUUGUUUGUGGCACUCUCUUACUGAGAGUAGAAAAGAAUACAAUGUUGCAAAUUUUGUCACAAAGUCUGUUUCUGUAUUACGAGUCCAAGCAAGGGGCAGGCAUUGCACAUCUGCCUGCUGUUACUUGUAUUAUUGAUUUGAACUUCUGUCUUGUGUUUGUCUGAAAGGAAUGUAAUUAUACAGAAAGAAUGAUGAGUAUUUAAUCAUGCAUUAUAAAUUGUGACUUGUUUCAGCCA
This is a messenger RNA of Cucurbita pepo subsp. pepo (vegetable marrow), 1831 nucleotides long. RefSeq names its product eukaryotic initiation factor 4A-15. The record is from RefSeq and is a predicted model, not a curated record. Gene Ontology annotation, molecular function: nucleic acid binding; RNA helicase activity; ATP binding. Lineage: Eukaryota; Viridiplantae; Streptophyta; Magnoliopsida; Cucurbitales; Cucurbitaceae.